Molecule: messenger RNA, 3330 nt
Organism: Oryzias latipes (Japanese medaka)
Lineage: Eukaryota; Metazoa; Chordata; Actinopteri; Beloniformes; Adrianichthyidae
Gene: cwc22
Product: CWC22 spliceosome associated protein
Biological process (GO): mRNA splicing, via spliceosome
Cellular component (GO): catalytic step 2 spliceosome
Molecular function (GO): protein binding; RNA binding
Source: RefSeq, a predicted model, not a curated record
UUGUGAAAUCCGGAUGCGCGUUGUGAACCGGAACUACAUUUUAAGUUUUUCCGCCUUAACAGGACAGUAAAGAGACAUUUCGAAAUAUAGUCGACAAAGGGAAUUUGAAGGCUACUAAACGUGAUGGACUCUUCAGAUAAAAGCCAAAGUCCCACUCCUCAAAAUGAACCACCUAGAGCAGGUGACGAAUCCAAUCCAGCUGAUGGGAGACUCCAACAAGUUAGUGCAGAGGAGGAAAGCACCAAAGAGCAGCAGUCUCCACAAAGAAAGUCUCCAAUGUCCAGGAACUCAUCCAAGAGCCCCAACUCUAGCAGCUCAGACAGCAGCAGCAGUGAAGAUGAACAUCAUGGUGCACUAAGGAAGAUACGGAGUAGUGUUGCUGAAAUCAAAAGACCGGAGUUGAAAGAGCAAGCAAGGUCCAGAUCCAGGGAAAAGGACAACUCCAGAUCCAGAUCCAGAUCCAGAUCCAAGUCGGGUGAGAAAGACCAACCCCGGUCCAGGGAGAGAGAAAGAUCUCAGUCCAGGGGUCGUGAUAGAUCCAGAUCCAGAUCAAGAUCCAGGGGAAGAGACGGAUCGAGGUCCAGAAGACGGGACAGAUCCAGGUCCAAAUCUAGAGACCGGAACCCAGACCGUUCUAACAGAAGAUAUUAUGCUCGGGAUCGCUACCAGGAUCAACGCGACGAUAGAAAUGGACGCUUUGAUUGGCGAGGCAACAGGGAUAUGGAGUCCGGUGAGAGGAGGCGGGGCCGCUCCGCUUCUCCUUCCAAUGACAAGGAGCCAGAUUCUGCCGAAAAGCCUCCCGUUAAGAAGAAAAAGGAGGAGAUUGAUCCGAUCCUGACCAGGACCGGGGGUGCUUACAUUCCCCCUGCCAAGCUGCGCAUGAUGCAGCAACAAAUCACUGACAAGAGCAGCCUGGCCUAUCAGAGGAUGAGCUGGGAGGCUCUGAAGAAGUCCAUCAACGGUUUGAUCAACAAAGUCAACGUGUCCAACAUCGUCAACAUCAUCCAGGAGCUCCUACACGAAAAUAUCGUCAGAGGGAGGGGUUUGCUGGCUCGAUCGGUGCUGCAAGCUCAGGCAGCUUCUCCCAUCUUCACUCACGUCUACGCUGCUGUGGUUGCCAUCAUCAACUCAAAGUUCCCUCAGAUUGGAGAGCUGAUCCUCAAACGCCUCAUCCUGACCUUCAGACGGAGCUACCGCCGCAACCUCAAGCAACAGUGCCUGACAGCCUCCAAGUUUGUGGCUCAUCUCAUCAACCAGAACGUUGCUCAUGAGGUUUUGUGUCUGGAGAUGCUGACCCUUCUGCUGGAGCGUCCGACCGACGACAGCGUGGAAGUCGCCAUCUCCUUCCUCAAAGAGUGCGGACUCAAACUGACCGAGGUUUCUCCUCGGGGAAUUAAUGCCAUAUUUGAGCGUCUCAGGAAUGUCCUCCACGAGUCGUCGAUCGAUAAGAGGGUCCAAUACAUGAUUGAAGUGAUGUUUGCCAUCAGGAAGGAUGGUUUCAAAGACCACCCAGUGAUCCCAGAUGGUCUGGACCUGGUUGAUGAGGAAGACCAGUUUACCCACAUGCUGCCUCUGGAAGAUGACUACAACCAAGAAGAUGCCCUCAAUGUCUUCAAAAUGGACCCAGACUUCCUGGAGAAUGAGGAGAAAUACAAAACCAUUAAAAGAGACAUCCUGGAUGAAGGCAGCAGUGAUUCAGGAGAUGAAGGUGAUGGCAGUGAGGAGGAGGAGGAGAACGAUGAGGAGGAGGAAGAAGAGGGUGAGAAGGUCACCAUCUUUGAUAAGACAGAAGUCAACCUGGUCGCCUUCAGAAGAACCAUCUAUCUCGCCAUACAGUCCAGUUUGGACUUUGAGGAGUGCGCUCACAAGCUCAUAAAGAUGGACUUUCCUGACAGCCAGACUAAGGAGCUGUGUAACAUGAUCCUGGACUGCUGCGCUCAACAGAGGACCUAUGAGAAAUUCUUUGGCCUUCUAGCGGGGAGGUUUUGCCUACUAAAGAAGGAGUACAUGGAGAGUUUUGAGGCCAUAUUUGCAGAACAGUACGACACGAUUCACCGGCUGGAGACCAACAAGUUGAGGAACGUUGCCCGCCUCUUCGCUCACCUGCUUUACACAGACUCCGUACCGUGGAGUGUGUUGGAGUGCAUCAAGAUGAGUGAGGAGACGACCACAUCGUCCAGCAGGAUUUUUGUUAAGAUCCUCUUCCAGGAGCUUUGUGCUUACAUGGGCCUCCCCAAACUCAACCAACGGCUGAAAGACACGACUUUGCAGCCGUUCUUUGAAGGUCUUUUUCCUCGUGAUAAUCCCAGAAACACUCGCUUUGCCAUCAACUUCUUCACCUCCAUCGGUCUGGGAGGACUGACAGAUGAGUUGAGGGAACAUUUGAAGAAUGCUCCAAAGAUGAUCAUGACCCAGAACCAGGAAGUUGAGUCCUCUGACUCCUCAUCUUCCUCGUCGUCCUCCUCAGAUUCCUCCUCAGAAUCUUCUAGCGAAUCUGAUUCUUCAUCAGACUCCUCCUCCUCCUCCAGCAGCUCAGACUCAGACAGCAAACACAAAAAGAGAAAAGGACGCAGAGAAGAGAAGAAAAAGACUGAAAAGAGCAAGAAGAAGGAGAAACCUGACAAGAGGAAACACAGAAGCAAGCGGGGCAACGAUGAAGACGACGAUGACGACGAGAAGGCAGCGAGGAAGGACCAGAGGAAGCACGCACCAGAUUUGCCCGAGCGCGCCCACGAGGACUCCCGACGGCGUAGGCGGGACGAAGGAUCAGAGGAGGAGGAGGACAGAAGACGAAAAAUGGACAGAGCAAGAGAUGGAGAGAGAAACAUGGAGAGGGAAAGAGGGAGGGAUAGAGGGAGGGAGAGAGAGGUUGAGGAGAAGAGGGAGAGGGAGAGGAAUAAAGAAAACCGAGACAGAAACAGAGAUGACCGCAGGAGGAGAUAAAACUCCACACCUGCAGCAGGGAGGGAUGACCUCCUUCAACCCACCGCUACCGCUCUGCUGCUGUCGAUCCGGGACCCGCCGCUUAUUUUCCUCUUUUAUUUUCUCUAUGAAAUGAGAUCUAAACUGUUUUAGAAGUUUCUUUGUAAAUUGUGAGUUUUCCAGUCUUUUUGGCUCAUUUGUAAAGAGUUUAGUUUUCUUGCAGGAGAUCUGUUUUUGGUAUGGAGCUUUUAAAGGAACAGUUCGUCCUUUUUCUGCUGUAAAAACUGUCAAAGUGGCGCCAGUUUCAUUGAAACCGUAAAGUGGCAAAUAUUGUUAAUUCUUUAUUACAAAAAAAAUUAAGUUCUUUAAAACUUUUGCAAAUAAAAAAACGUAUCAUUGAUGAACAAA